AUGUCUUCCUUCGCCGUAGUAAAAGACAUCGACCACCUCGUCCUAACCUGCCAUGACGUCCAAGCUACAAUAGCAUGGUACACAAAGUACCUGGGCAUGAAACACGAACCCUUCGGCCCCGAAUCCAGUCCCCGUCACGCUUUGAAAUUCGGCACGCACAAGAUCAACCUCCACCAGCGCGGUAACGAAUUCGAGCCCAAGGCCCAAACGGCUUUGCCUGGGACUGCUGAUCUGUGCUUUAUCCUUGAGGAAGGGACUGAUUUGCAAGGGUUAAUCACGGAGUUUGAGAAGGAGGAUAUCAAGGUCCUUGAGGGGGGAGGGGUUGUUGCUAGGACUGGUGCUAUGGGAGGGAUUAAGAGUAUUUAUGUUCGUGAUCCGGAUGGGAACUUGAUUGAGUGA
Fusarium graminearum PH-1 is the source of this 399-nucleotide messenger RNA. RefSeq lists its product as uncharacterized. The coding region runs from base 1 to 399 and encodes 132 amino acids. The transcript has a single exon. NCBI's taxonomy places the organism in Eukaryota, Fungi, Ascomycota, Sordariomycetes, Hypocreales, Nectriaceae. The record is from RefSeq and is a predicted model, not a curated record.